Molecule: messenger RNA, 690 nt
Organism: Cadophora gregata
Lineage: Eukaryota; Fungi; Ascomycota; Leotiomycetes; Helotiales; Ploettnerulaceae
Exons: 3
Coding region: 1-690 (229 amino acids)
Source: RefSeq, a predicted model, not a curated record
AUGUUUUCCUCUUCCACCAGCAACAUCCUCGCAACCCUCUCCCUCGCCAGCAUCACCCUCGCGCAAACCAGCACCGGCAAUCUCUACAUCCCCGGUGCAGACACGCAGUCUCUCAUCGGGCAGGUCAUUGGUACCGCGUCCUCUCUCACUACCUACGCUCUGCAAUGCGUCACCCCAGGUGAAGAGUGCGGAUUCCCCGGACAGUUCACAGUCACGGAGAAUGCAGCGACGGCGAGGUAUACCAUACCAGCGGAGAAUGGCGACGAUGGUGUAUUGGCCUUCACUGCCCGCAUAGACUGCUCUCUCGACUCAACUGUCUCCGCCGUCUGCAUCCAGUCCUUCGGAGGCAGUGAAGCAAACUUCCCUGGUGUGUCAACAGAAACCUACACUGGUACCGACUUCCAAUAUAUGCCAGUGCUCCUCACGGCGGGUGCGGCUCCUGGGACGGGUCGUACGCCUAGUUCGACUGCGGCUUCCACUACGACGAGUGCUGGAGCGAGUUCGCAAGCUUCAACAUCAAGGUCAGGAUCUGGAUCAGGAGUGGGUUCGGGGAGUGUUGCGCGAACAGAUACGGGUGCACCAAGUGCAGGGUCGAGUACGAGUACCGCUGGAGUUCCUACAAACACCGGGAAUAAGGCGUGGGUGUUCGGUGGUGCGGCUGCGGUUGGAGCGAUGGCUUUGAUGGGAUAG